CUACCCUCUUCGCCAUGUCGGCGUGGUGAUCCCGACCUCGAGCACAGGGUCUCGACAAUCUUGUGUCAGCUCAGUUGCAUCGCGUCGUGAGAGUCGACAGCUGAGCGAUGUCGUGACCGCAAACAUGUGAUCCUCUUGUUUCUGAAGCUCCGCUGGGGCAGCUUUCGAGCUUCCAUUUGUACAAGGGGCUGAAACAGUUUCUUGCAACUGAGCCAACGUCAAAGAUCCUGCCCUGUCGAGGUCUCUGCUCCUCCAGCUUCGACCCGAUUGAGACCAUCAUAAUGAGCUCGACCAGCAUGGCCAGGCUUUGGACCGCGUCUUUCGUGUGGGUUUGAGCUGGACGGCGUGAUCCAGCAACGUCGAUGGCAUCCACCAUGGAAACUGCCGAUUGAUUCGGCGGAUCCAGGCUGCACGAUGUUCAAACAGAUUCGGUUGGGUCUGGCGCCAACCUGCGCCUGUCAAACGCGGCAUCGCACCCCAGAUAUGCCGACCCAGAUAUCUUACACGGCUGGGAGCAAAGCCCAAUUCUUCAGAGACGUGGGUCCUUGUCUCUUGUUACGCUCAUGAGCUGAGUUGAGCUGUACACUGCGCCCAUUGGUCGUCUUAGGUGAACAAAGAUGAGCAUGACAAAGGACUGCUACAACAAUGGAGCAAAACGCACCAUUGCUGGAUGGUGGAAAGCACUUCUCAACUGCGGCAAUGACGCCUGAUCUUUGCAAACUCCAUUCUCGAUAUAUAUAUCAAAUUAUUGAAGUCGCCAACACCAAACGGCCGCGAUACAAUUGGAGAAUCCUGACCUGGUUGAUCCUAGUCAAUGUCACAACAAUCAUGAACCUCAUAUCACUAGGCGGAGAGUCUGAUUCUACCAGUGAUGAUUCUACCGCACCUGCCACGCAAUACUGCAAUGCGGCAUCAAUGGGGUUAUUCACUGGAUCGAUAUUUUCACCACCGCUGCCAGCUUUUCCUUCGCCAAGUAGCACCACCGCCCUCGACUAUUUCACUGCCUCAGCCUCGAAUUUCAAAACAAAGCGCUUCCCCAAAUUCUCAAACCUUCAGCACAUCCAUACUCUUUCUCUCUACCAUACUCUGCUCUUGAACUCAUCAUCUACCUUGUUAAAGCACUUCCAUACCUCCUUCAUACUCAAGCUCUAGAUUAGAGAGAUCACGAAUACCGGCGCAAUGGCUGGAUUCAACACCAUCCUCUACGCGUUGACAGCGAUGCUGUUCUUCCUCCAAGAGAAAACCAAUGAUUGCCUGUCGGCUCUCAACUUCAACACCUUCCGAAACAUCCUGACCAUCACGGCACCGGAGGUUGAGUUCGUCACUCAAACCAUCCGCUACACUCAGACCACAACCCUCUCGGCCUCGACAAGCACGGUCGUUGGACCAGUGACCACUGUGUUUACAACCACUUACCGCGCAUCGGCUACUGGCGCUACAACACACCAUGACCCAACCUACAUGACCUUUGUCGACCGUAACCCCUGGGAUGGCCUUCUCAUCUUCGCUCUCCUCAUCACUGUCAUGACCAACAUAACCGUUUUCACCCUUGCCAGUCGCCUCCGGAAAGAGAGAACAUCGGUCACACAGACGCACAUUCACCAAAAGUCGGGAUUAAAUCUUGAAGACAUCACAGCGUUCUGGUCACGCAUGAAGUCAACUUACGCAUCCACUUGCAACACAAUCAGCCCGAUGUGGCAAGCUUCCUGGCCUAAGGGCCUAUCCAUCGUGUCCUCUGGUUUCGGCUAUUCGCUGAUUGCUCUUGGCGCACUUUUCUCCUGCCUCUGCUGGAUCAUGAUGAUGAUCUUCACACACGUGAUGAUACGUGUUUACAACACUGGGCCGUAUGUCCGCGCAGCUGUUUGCUGGUUCCUAUGGGAUCUUGUUGCAAGUAUUUUGGUGACAGUCAUCGACCCCUUCCGCAGUGCAUACCAUUCAUGGAAGACUUCUACACCUAGCAGAUGGGUAUCAUUCAACACCACGACGCCAUCUCGACGCAAUCUGACAGGUACUCCACGGCAACCCAACCACUUCUCACCACCAUACACACCUGCAAGUGCUCAUGGAAGAGCAUCAGAUACCGGCAGCCUGCAUGAAACCCAAGCACUCAAAAACGAGAUUGCAGAUUUGCAGCAACGCCUCCGAGCCGAGAGAGACUCACACGAUGCCGCAACUCAGAGCGAAAGACAACUCAAAGGAGAUCUCGAAGACACGAGACGCCAAUUGAACUCUGCGAGUGCAAGACUGAAUUCUCAUAACACAUACAUCCGCUUCAGAAGUGUUAGACGUCCCAACUUUUCUGGUCAGAGUUCAAGGACUACCGAAGACAGGGGUGUCCAAACCACUCCAGAGGAUAACAUCGAUCCAGUGGCUGCAGCUGAAACCCAGAUUCCCGACCACUCCCAGCCUUCCUCUCCUGCCGAACGGGUCCCUCAACAGACGUCGCGACCGAUCAAGCCGCGUUUCAACCCGAAAUUCCGUGCCACAAACCUCCACAAGCGACUAAUGAAGUCGCGUUCCAGCACGACGGUUACGUACGUCCAAGGUUUGAAGACCCUCACAAGACGGAAGGCUCAGGUUGGCGCGCUUAAGCAAACUCUGCAAGCGAAGGACACCGAAAUCAAGGAUCUCCAGCAAGCGAAGGACGCCGAGAUCAGUGAUCUCCAACAACAACUCAGAGACCAAAGUUUUGGCGACACUCUUAAGGAACUCGACGAGAAAGAGCGGCAGAUUGACCAUCUCCGGAACGAGGCAAAUGCCAAAGAGCAAGAGCUGAGAGACGCGAUGGCACAGAAAGAUGCGGUCGCCGAGAAGAACAAGGCCCAGGACAACAAGUACACUGAGGACCUGUUCGAGAAAGAAGAGAGAAUCGGGCAGCUUGAGGACGACCUCGAGGCCAAAGAGCAGGAAAUGCAGGAGAAGGAUGGGAAGAUCGCGCACCUGGAGAACGAUCUCCAUGACAAAGGAAAAGAAGUCCAGUCGGUGAAGGCGAGUCUCCUUGAGGUCCAGAGUGACCUUAUGGCUAAAUUAUUCGAGAAUCUCGAGCUACAGCCAAGUGCGGAAGAAAAGGACGAGGAACUGGCGAAGUUGAAGAAAUUCGCGCGGGACGGUGAGGCCCUCCUCAUCGAAGCUCGAGAAGAGCUUGGCGCUCUGAGCAAGGAGUUCGUGGAACUACAGGCUGAGAAUCAACGCCUGCGUGCGGCCCAAGAUGGCCAGAACCUCCAGCAGACGUUGGAGGAGGCACGCCCACAGCUCGCCUGGCAAGAGCAGAACUUUGAGGAGGACCGUAUGGACUUUUUGGCAGAAGCCAGCGGCCCAACGAUGGUUGAGCAUUCUCACUGGAGUCCAUACCAGUUUGAUCCUGUUGACGACGAAGUCAACAUGGACACCUCCUGCAAGUCGACGAUGGCCGAGCAGCCAACGACCACCGACGAUGCGGACAUGGCAAUGCCCGCUGAUGCAUCAAUGGAAGGUGCUCAGCAAGAAGACACGUUCCAGGAUAACGGGAUUCCUGGACUCGGCCUCCUCGGACAAGAACCAUGGGGAGCUUCUGAAGUCAGUGGCAUAGCGCCAAUGCAUGGUGCUCCUCUUGAUUUCUCCCUCGACUAUGCAUUGCCGGAUCUUCCUGCGUUCUCCUUUGAUGAGAACAUGCAAACCAGUCCUGCCUUCGCCUUUGGUCAGCCAACACUGACUCCUCCUGGGAUGUUCUCCUUCGCACAUCCAACUCCAGCCCCAGCCGACCAUGCCAUGGACAUGGCGGAUGAUAUCGACUGGGCUUCGUGGAUAGAUACCUCCCUUCUCGAUGGAGGACAGAACACCGAACCUUUGCAGAAUGCUUCUGCCUUGUUCUCUGCUGGUGAUGCAAAUCAAGCCCCAGCCGACCAGACCAUGGAGAUGGACGAUGAUGCCACCCCAUGUGGGUACACAGAAGCAUCGCCCGUUGGUGGAGACCUGGAAACUGCAGCCACUGAGGCUGACAACGUGGACUCGCGAGUGCUCCUCCUCCAGGAGAUCCAAAACGACCAGCCGUGUGAGCCGCCGACAGGACCUCCGGCCGAGACCACCAACAUGGAGGAAGGGGCAUCAAGCCUCAACCCAUCGACAGGCGCUGAACAGGAGGAGAGGACCUCCGCGCCUACCUCAUAUGUGCCCAGUGACGAGGACUAUGAGGAGUUGGAGGCAGAGGUUGGCGACCUUUACACUGAGCCGUCAAGCAGCAGAUCCGCGCCAGCAGUGCCUGGCCGAGCCAUCCUGAAGCCGGUGUCUCAACGCAAGACAAGAACGGCACAAUCAACAAGACUGGCAAGCCCGACAAGACCGGCAGAACCGGCAAGAGCGGAAUCUCCGCGAAGAAACGCCUUCGAGAAUCUGAAGAACACCAGUCCAGUGUUCGUGUUCAAUCCGACCGCGCCACCAACCGUGGCAGUCCCGGUGGUGCCUUCGCGGCAAUUUGUUCCAGGACCAGCGUCGUCUGGAAUGGUGUUCGAGGCAAACUUGCCGCCAACCCCCAUGCGGGGCCAGGCUCAAGUGCAAGUGCCAGCACCAGCACCGGUGGCCACUUCGGCCGGGCCCGUCUCAAGAGCGCCGCAGACGGCAACAACGCCUGCGUACCAUGAGACGGCGCAUGGUGCACCCAGACUCGAAGCGUCUGGGUUCUUGAAACAGAUGAUCGCUGACGCGAGGAGGGCGGCGGCGGCGGCGGCGGAGGAGGAGGAGGAGGAGGAGGAGAGCAGCAAGGAAGAGAGCGAGGAGGAGUAAGGGGAUGGACAGAGAGGGAGAGGGGGCUUGGGGUUGGGAAACGGAAAGGAGCAGGAUUUUUGGAAGAGCAGGAUGGGAUUGGGAGGAGAACGAUGAUGACAGGGGGCUGCAAAUGAUGCGCCUUUAUGGGACACCAGAGAUAUCUAAGUGGAAAGAGCAGGAUGGGAUUUGGGAGGAGAACCGUGAUGACAGGAAGGGAGCGGAUAAUGCGCCCCUAUGGAACCCCAGGGAUAUCCAAACGGGAAGAGCCACGAGUUAACGGGCUGUGUUUUGUGUGUGAGUUGUGAUUGCAAUGGGGCCAUAUGGCCAUGAAAUGGACGUCUUCAGCAAGAUAAAGAGGCGUCAUCAAGAAGCAAUCGAGAACAGUAUGCAGAUAGUCGAAGCAUUGCAUUUGACAUCGCCA
Messenger RNA from Exophiala xenobiotica, 5161 nucleotides. RefSeq lists its product as uncharacterized. The record is from RefSeq and is a predicted model, not a curated record. Lineage: Eukaryota; Fungi; Ascomycota; Eurotiomycetes; Chaetothyriales; Herpotrichiellaceae. Bases 1180 to 4758 code for a protein of 1192 amino acids. The transcript has a single exon.